Fundulus heteroclitus (mummichog) is the source of this 1585-nucleotide messenger RNA. RefSeq names its product granulito. The transcript is spliced from 6 exons. NCBI's taxonomy places the organism in Eukaryota, Metazoa, Chordata, Actinopteri, Cyprinodontiformes, Fundulidae. The record is from RefSeq and is a predicted model, not a curated record. The coding region runs from base 28 to 387 and encodes 119 amino acids.
AAACAUCUGAAAUUUGCAGACACCAGAAUGGAGGUAUCAAGAAGAAGGGUCCUACUGAGGCACCUGGAGCCGGCGAGGCCCCUCCGUCGCUGCGUCCACGCCGAUGUUGAGUCUCCAAUAAGUGCUGCAGCAGGUGAUCAGGAUCCGGUGGAGCAGGAGACUACUGUUGGUAUAGAGCAGGUCUUCAAGAUUUUCAACCUCCAUAAACAGAAAAAAGUAGAAAGAAUAUCUUACACGAGGGAAGUUUUAAUUGGUUUGGCCAGCUGCCCUGAAGCCAAAAAGAGGCCAGAAUACCUACCCGACCACCCCAUUGUGUUGCCUGAGGCAAGGGAUCCGGGACAAGAGCUGAGAGUAACCCUGUGGAAUGGUGUAAAAGAAGACGUAUGAGUAAGUGCCGUUGUUUGGGCUUCAUCAUGGCAGUUGUCCGUUUACAGGGGCCGAGUGUCACGGCAGGUUCUGGGGAUAUUUACAGGUUCUUCACGGGCCUCCAAAUUCCAGAAGAAGUUCUCCAUAUGAUUUGUGUGGAGGUAAAUGAAGCUUUCGGUAUCUUCGCUUCAGAUGAAGAUCCAAGAAGAGCCAUUGGAUGGUGAGGGGGGGGGGUCCAUUAAUGGAUCUACCUUUAAGAUUGCUUCUUCGGGUUCAGUGGAAACCUUUUCCAGGGCAACCUUGAAAAGAUUUUAAAUCCGUGAGCUUUUUUUUUUUUCUUGUAAAUUGAGUCCAAAUUUGUAAAACAAAAUCAAAUAAAAUCUCCAUCCAAUCUGAUAUUUUUUACAGUUACACAAUCAUGCAUUGCUUUGUCUAGCUUUGUCACAAAACAUCCCCAUAAAACACAUUGAAAUUUGUUGCUUGAAAAGUUCACUAUUGUGAAAACAGAUCAGUUGCAGGAAUACGUCUGCAAGCUGCUGUACAUGUUGAACCGGCGUCCCUUUGAUACUUUGGUGUAUAUAUUGAAAAUAUUUUGUCCACACAAAACAGCGAGUGUAAUAUUAGUGCGGCAUUGGAGUGUUAUUUAUUGGCUGUACUGAUUUGUUGGGUUUAUUGCAAUUGCUGUCAUGCAUAUUUAGUGAGUUUAGUGCAAUGUUCUGGGUACAGUCUGAAUAAUUGUCAACAUGCUGGGUGUCUGCUUAUCACUUCAUCCGUUUCAGAAUACUACUGUAAAGCUAAAACACUGUUCAGAUUUGAGUUAUGUUCUCAAAAGUUCAAAGUCCUUCGGUCAGAUGAAUAUUGGUUAUUUAUUUGCAUUACAGUUGAGGUGUGGCUCUUAUCAACUCCGGAAAAUGCUUUCAUCUGGAAUGGCAGCAAGAUGACUGCUCCACUAUCGGUUUUGAGCUAUACCUCACUCAAUACUGUGAAAGUCCUCCUAGACUUAAGUUUUCUUCUGGUGUGUUCUGUUGUCGUAAAAACUCAAAGUAAACGAUCAGCCUUUUUAAACUAGUUUGGACAACCGUGAUCUUAAUCCCGAGAAAGCAGAAGCUUAGGCUGCUGCCUUAAGAAAAAAGACCUUUAUGACUCAUGUUGGGAGGAACCCACUGGUUUGACAAAUAAUUAUUGUAGUUGUGUUUUAGUUUGGUCAGCACGUUUUAUA